AUGAGUCGGAAAAAUGUUGUUUCUUCUUCCAUCAAUUUUGUAACAGCAGUUGUUUAUGUUUCAUUUCUACUAAACUUGGCCACUGCAGUUAAACCAAGAGGGUUUAGCAUGAAGAUGAUUCGCAGCGACUCUAAAAAAUCACCUAUGCAUCUAAGGUAUGCUAAUUUAACUCAAGAAGAAAGAUUUCAAAGACUCGUCGAACAAUCCAAAGCUCGAGCGCGUUACUUUGCAUCCGCAAGAGCUGCUGCUUAUAAUAGAAGCAUCUCCAUGAAUCCCGAUAUUGCACGUAUACGUCUAAAAUACAUGGAGAACAGACACUAUUACAUCGGUGAGGUAGGUAUAGACGGGCUCUGUACGUACAAAGAAGGAUACAUUUCCGGACCAAAAAUAUCUGGUCAUCUUGCUUAUGAAACACUCACUAUGAAGUCAAACACCGGUGCCCUUGGAAGUGUUGAAAAAAUAGUCAUGGGCUGCGGUAUUGAUCAAAGGAAUUUCGGACCAUUAUUUGGUGUUCCUGAGAUUCGUGAAGGCAUUGCGGAUUCACACACGUAUUUAAGAUUUGGUUUCGACACAAUAAUUGAAGAAGGACCUCCUAAUGAAAUACUUACAACUCCAAUAAUUCAAGACCCGAACUUCGGGACGCCUUACCAUUUGAUUCUUAAGGAUAUCAGUAUAGGUAACAGAAGCGUAGGGUUUCAACAAAGUGAUUUCGAGCUAAAGCCGGAUGGAACUGGUGGGACUAUCAUAGAUUCAGGGGCUCCAUUUACCACCAUGAGGAUGCGCCAUUUUGAAAGAGUUGAGCAAGUGCUGGUAGAAUAUUUUACAGAUUCUGGUAUUCGUCCUGCUGAUCCUGAACCUGGCAGAGAUUUCGAUACUUGUUUUGAUAUACCGGUCGAUUUCACUGCGUUUCCGGUGAUGACAUUUCAUUUUCAGGAUGCGGAUUUUGUUAUUCAACACUGGUCUGCCUAUUACAUACAAGAGCGCUUGCUAUGUUUUGGUAUCAUUGGCUUGAAUGACGACGAUCCAAAUGAUGUUACUCUUGGAGCUAUGCAACAAGCUAAUAAAAGGAUUUUACACGAUCUUCAUGCCAAGGUACUCAAGUUUACUGAUGAGAGAUGCGAUGAUGAUGGUUCGUGA
Messenger RNA from Papaver somniferum (opium poppy), 1137 nucleotides. Its product is annotated as aspartic proteinase CDR1-like. The transcript has 3 exons. Lineage: Eukaryota; Viridiplantae; Streptophyta; Magnoliopsida; Ranunculales; Papaveraceae. Bases 1 to 1137 code for a protein of 378 amino acids. The record is from RefSeq and is a predicted model, not a curated record. Gene Ontology annotation, cellular component: extracellular region.